Messenger RNA from Seminavis robusta, 2079 nucleotides. The record is from the annotation of a GenBank genome assembly. NCBI's taxonomy places the organism in Eukaryota, Bacillariophyta, Bacillariophyceae, Naviculales, Naviculaceae.
CCACUCAAAUGAGACGCCGUUCCCUCUCAUCAUCACGUGACAUACUACCAGUUACCAGUAACAAACAACAAAGGGAAGGAACACAAGCAAAUAGGUAUACAGCCUUCCUGGUACUAAUACAUAGUUUGGCCAGGAAGUACAGUAGUGGAAGCCAAGUUAACAAGGCAAACCUACAUGUAUCAUCCAAGCAAUCCUACCGUACGCCAAGAUUGGCAGCACCCAUCAAGUCAAGAUAAGCGUUUCCAUCAAGAAGUAAUCGUACAGUGCCGCCGCCAACCUAACUAGCUAGUAGGCAUAGGGUCAUUACCCUUCCAUCCCAUCCAAGUCAACAAGAACACCCCAUUAAGCUACUAGGGUAGCCGAGUCGAGUCGAUUCAUCAUUCAGGAAUCCAGCAAGCAUAUAAACGAACUAACCAAGCAACCAAGAGGCUACCUAUACCAGAGUCUUUGAUACGCAAGAAGGUAGCACAAAACCAAGCUACCAGUACGACAAUUAGCAACCAUCAAAAUCCGUCGAUUGGCAAGAUGAUGGAAGCAUCAGAAUUUGACGAUGAGCUCAGCUGCGUUAGCGGGGAUGGUCCCAUGUUCACUGUCGAUGAUGACGAAAUCAAUAUCGGGGGAGUCAUUCCUGAUACCGAAGAGGUUUUGCGGCAAGAAUCCGUUGAAAUGAGCAUGCGACAGCGAACUCGAGUGGGUGGAGCAGCUGUGGCAGGAGGCGUCACAGCAGCGUUGUUAUCGGUGCCCUUGGUGGCUGUGAGUGUGACAGCCUUGGCCAUUACGGCGCCAGUCGUUGGAGUCACAGCAGCUGGCGGAGCAGCUUACAUGGCCGCCACAACGGGCACAUCCCCACUAGAACCGAUGCCUGAUGCUAGAAAGAAGGAAGAAUCAGAGGAGAAAAGAGAGCAGAAGCAAGACAAGGAAGAAGCCAGCUUGGAACCUGAGCAAGACAACAAUGUCACAGCAACCGAAGCACAAGAAGUGAGCUUGGCAACCGAGACUAUGGCAGCACGGAGUCGCCUACGAUGGGUGCCUGGUGUCUUUCAAAGAACUCGGAAACCUCUUGAAAAGGCGGAAAUUGACAUGAAAAAAAAGCGAGAUAACGAUGACGCGUCUGAGCAUACGGAUGCCUCGUCUUCUGAAUUGAAUGAGCUUGUUCAUGACGACAUGGAUGACAAUAUUUGUGAAAAUAUCGACGAAGAAAUAAAGCAACAACCAAAGGGCCCAGGGCUACGAAUGGGAGGAAUGAUGUGGAUUAUGGCAAGCAAAAACAGCCCUUCAGGAGAAGUUGAGACGAUAGAAGAAGCGGAGGACGCCAACAGCUUUGAUGACAGAGAAGAAGAUCCAGAUCAACCAGCUGGCAAAGCAGCAACACCGGAAAAGAAUACUAACAGAGGCAUUUUUGGAUGGGUGACGCAGCGGAGACAGAAUGAGAUGGAACAAACUCCGUCCACGGAAGAAGAGCAACGAACAACACCAACCAAGGCCUUGGAAGACGACGAGGACGACAAGACACUGGAAUCUCCAACUUCGAGCAACUCUGGUGGUUUUGACACCCCAGUUAAGGCAGCUCCUCCCACCUCGAAUAGUUGGGUGCCACCCGUGUUGGCGCGACACUUUGGACGACUGUCACGAGAGGCCGACACGGAAAGUGGCGACGGAGAGUCGGAUAGCAGCGGAAGCUACAGUGGUGGUAGCAUCUACGAAAGCGGGGAAGAUGACUACGAUUCGGAGAGCGACGACGAUAGUAGUGAAGAGGAGGUGGUAUUUGGUUACGAUGACAGCAGCAUCGCUAGGCAUACUAGUAGUUCUCCAAAGAUGGCGCUGUUUUCAGGAGAGGAUUUGGUGGAGGGACCUCUUGCACAAGUCAAUCCUCCGGCUAUUGUGUGAAUUGACAAUAGCAAUGAUCAAGCGAGAUACAAAGAGAGUUCAUACCGGUAGAGUGAGCAUGGGACGGAUCCGUCCCUGCGCAAUAGUUCCCCAUUGUUUUUCGUUUUGGGGAUAAUCAUUGCUGUUUUAGAAAUAAGACAAUGGUGGACACUGUUCAGCACCUGAUGAUUAUAAGCAAACUGUACGUUAUUC